Molecule: messenger RNA, 2118 nt
Organism: Solanum lycopersicum (tomato)
Lineage: Eukaryota; Viridiplantae; Streptophyta; Magnoliopsida; Solanales; Solanaceae
Source: RefSeq, a predicted model, not a curated record
AAACUAAAAAGAUAAAAAUACAAAAAAAAACUACAGAAGAAAAAAAAGAAAAAGAAAACACAAUAGGAAAAACGCACCCAACUAUACCUAGCUGGAAUUCAAUUUUCCCAAAAAUUCAUCGUUAAAUUGAGUGCAAGAUUUUUCAUUUUCUUAAAAAAAUCAAAGAUUUUGCUACUUCAAGAACCCUAUUUCUCUUUUGAUUCAAAGAAGUUAUCAUAUUUUCUGCUAUUGACGAAAUCCCCCAUUUGAAGAGCUUCAUUGGGUAAUCAAAACUAUGGCAGAUGAAGGUUUGGUUUCUCAUAAAAGAGACCCCAUCAAAGCUUCAGUUGGCAAUGCUGCAGCACAGCGAAGACGGCAACAUGCUGUUACAGUGGGGAAGGAAAGGAGAGAAGCCCUGAUGCGGACAAAGCGUCUAUGCAGAGUUGGAGUUAGUGCUGAUUUUGAUGAGGCCUCUAUGGAUGAUAGUGACAUGAUGAUUGAAGAAGAUCAAGCAAUUUUGGAGGCCUUGACUUCGGCAGCUGUGGAAGAAUUAAAGCUUGAUGUUGCCUACCAGGGUAAAGGGGCAACAGAGAAAAGAGUGAAUGCUCUUCGUGAGCUGAGACGCUUUCUCUCUAGGUCGGAAUUCCCUCCUGUUGAAGCUGCUCUACAGGCUGGAGUUAUACCUCUUCUUAUUCAGUGUCUUUCAUUUGGCUCUUCAGAUGAACAGUUGCUUGAGGCUGCUUGGUGCCUAACUAAUAUUGCUGCUGGAAAACCCGAGGAAACCAAAGCUUUGUUACCUGCAUUACCAUUGCUUGUGGUUCAUCUAGGAGAGAAGAGUUCCAUACAUGUCAUGGAGCAGUGUGCAUGGGCAUUGGGAAAUGUUGCUGGUGAAAGUGAAGAGCUGAGAAAUGUUCUCCUAUUACAAGGAGCCUUACCAGCUCUUGCAAGGAUGCUGCUGCCUAACAAGAGGUCAACAGUAAGAACAGCUGCUUGGGCAUUAUCAAACCUAAUCAAGGGACCAGAUCCUAGAGCUGCAACAGAGUUGAUAAAAAUUGAUGGAAUACCUGAUAGAAUUGUUCGACAUUUAAAGAAAGGGGAUGAUGAGUUGGCCACUGAAGUAGCAUGGGUCGUUGUGUAUCUCACUGCCCUUUCAAAUGUUGCAACUACAAUACUGGCAAAGAGUGAUCUCGUACAAGUACUGGUAGAAAUAUUGGACAUGUCAACUAGCCUGCAACUGCUUAUCCCGGUGCUGCGGAGCUUGGGAAAUCUUGUGGCUGGUGAACCUCAUAUAACUAAUUUUGUUCUUGUUGCGAGACAUGCGCUAACAGGUGAUGCCAUUCAAGCAUUAGUAAAGUGCUUAAAGAGUGAACACCGUAUCUUGAAUAAGGAAGCUGCAUGGGUGCUAUCUAAUAUAGCUGCUGGUUCAGUGGAGCAUAAGCAGUUGAUAUAUUCAAGUGAAGCUAUGCCGCUUCUUUUAAAUCUUCUUUCUAAAGCUGCAUUUGACAUAAAAAAGGAGGUAGCGUAUGUCCUGGGAAACAUCUGUGUCGCCCCUACUGAAGGUUCCGGAAGGCCAAAUGUGAUUCUUGACCACUUGGUCAAUCUUGUUCGUGGGGGAUGCCUAACUGGUUUUCUGGAUUUGGUAAGAUCUGCUGAUGUUGAGGCAGCGAGAUUGGGACUGCAAUUCAUUGAGCUGGUGUUGAGAGGAAUGCCAAAUGGAGAGGGUCCGAAGCUCGUUGAAAGGGAAGAUGGUAUUGAUGCAAUGGAAAGAUAUCAAUUUCAUGAAAAUGAAGAACUCAGGAGCAUGGCGAACGAGCUGGUUGAUAGUUAUUUCGGAGAAGAGUAUGGGCUUGAUGAGUAAGAACAUGUCAUGUGUCAACUGAUUUGGUUCUCUAACUACUAUGAAGCUUGUUGCUCAACAAGAUGUGCAUAUAUUAGAUAAACAAUUACAUGGUUUUAUGCUAUCUGAAUUUGGAUUAUCAGGUUUUCCAGAUGUAGUUGUAUUAAAUUAAUAGUUUGGGGUUUGGGGGUGGGGUGUGAUCAUGGAUAUAACAAGCUUCCAAUGUUGUAUUAGUAUGUUUCUAACACCAAAAUAAUAGGAUUUGCCAGUAGAUGUCUUAAAGAUUCAAUGUGUUCAUCCUA